GCUCCUUAUCUUCCUCUGAUUUGAUUCGUUCCACUGGUCACAAUACCCCACGCAUUACAACUCCCAUUCGCUUUUUAACUCUUCAAAAUAUCUCCCUUCUUUUCUUGAUCUUACGCGGAGAGCACGCCAGAUCCUUUACCCUCAUAAAUCCAUGGAGCACUCGACUCUGAGGUUAGUUCCUCAUCGAUCUGUUAUCUAUUAACGUGUUCCCCUCAAUCGAUUUUUUUCUCCCUCCAUAAUUCAGUGUUUUUUGUUUUUCUCUUCUCCUUCUCUCGAGCUUCACGCCCACAUAUUCGUUUCCUUAUUUCACAAGUUUCUAUUUUUCAUUCCAUUUGAAAGUGAAUUGCGAGCUUUCCUCUUCUUUCAUGCCUACCGCAGUUUCUCGGUCGACACGCUUGUUCUUGAACAUUUCGCUGCUCCUAGUUUUGUGUGCUUUUCUGAUUAUUUGCCUCCACUCUUCGGAGCUCCCUGUUCGGCGGAACCGUUCCGCCUUAGGCGGCGGUGCUGACCAUGAUUGCAAGAUGUUCCACACUCUAGAGGACUACAGAGCCAAGUGUUUGUUCCUAAAAUCCAACGACCCAUGCGUUUCGCAGGGCUAUAUUGACUAUCUUUACCUUUUCUACUGCGAUCUGGGUCGAUUCCCUUUGUUGGGUCACUCGCUUCUCUUCCUUUGGCUCCUAGUCCUGUUUUACCUGCUCGCCAAUACAGCUUCCGAAUACUUCUGUUCCUCUCUUGAAAAUCUGUCGAAAUUACUGAAGCUAUCCCCUACAAUUGCUGGAGUGACCCUUCUUUCUCUCGGCAACGGUGCCAACGACGUUUUCGCCAGCCUCGUCUCCUUCAAUGAUAGUGAGACAAGCGACAUUGGGUUCAAUACGGUCAUUGGGGGUGCUUUCUUCGUGUCCUGCGUCGUGGUUGGAAUUGUAAGCAUCUCAAGUCGCCGCAGGGGGAUUCAAGUCAGAAAGAACUUUGUAAGAGAUGUUUGUUUUCUUCUUUUCGUUCUUCUGUGCUUGCUUGUAAUAUUGAUCAUUGGCGGGAUCAAUUUUUUUGGAGCAGUGGGUUUUACUUUGAUAUAUAUCGUGUAUGUUUCUGUCGUUUAUGUCUCGUCCACUCGCUGGAAUGGUGUGUCUGGAGAUUCUGAACGGAAUGGUAAUUAUCCAUGCUAUGACACAGACUUAAGUGUGCCUCUUGUCGUCGGCAUGGAAGAAGGCGUAUUUGAUUAAGAGGAGAGUGAUGGAGAGUUUGGCCCGAAAAUCGAUAAAUGUUGCUUUAUGAGAUCAUUGCCAUGCCAAAAAGCACUUUGGGUUCUACAUAUGCCCCUUUACUUGCCAAGGAGAUUGACGAUUCCUGUUGUUUGUGAAAAAAGAUGGUCUAAGCCAUAUGCAAUUUCUUCAGUAAUACUGUCACCUCUUCUCUUAUCUGUAAUAUGGAUCCCUUGCGAGGAAAACUGUUUCUUCAGUAAAGAUCUAAUCAUUUAUGGAAUUGGAUUGUUGAUUGGGAUGAUAUUAGGAGUAACUGCCUUUUUCACAACGAAGAGCGCAAGGCCACCAAAAAACUGCCUCUUCCCUUGGCUUGCAGGAGGGUUUAUAAUGAGUGUUGCCUGGAGUUAUAUUUUAGCUCAGGACUUGGUGGGAUUGUUGGUUUCACUUGGCUACAUAUGUGGAAUAAGUCCUUCAAUAUUGGGGCUCACAGUUCUUGCCUGGGGAGAUUCUCUUGGGGAUUUGAUGACAAAUUUGACAAUGGUGUUGAAGGGUGGAGAAGGUGCUCAAGUAGCCAUAUCAGGUUGUUAUGCUGGUCCCAUCUUCAACACUCUUAUUGGCUUGGGCUUGUCUCUAGUAAUCUCUACUUGGUCGGAGUACCCAUCAUCUCUAGUGAUCCCUUACAACCCAUAUCUCUUGGAGACAUUGGCGUUUUUUGUCGGUGGACUGGUUUGGGCACUCGUGGUUUUAACAAGAAGAGAUAUGAGGCUUGAUGGAGUCUUGGGAGGAGGGCUUUUAACUAUUUACUUUAUUUUUCUGUUUCUGAGGCUGAUUCAGACGCUUGGGCCAUUCCAGUUUCAUGACAAUAUACUGAGAUGAUAUUUUAUGAAUCUUCGAUUAGAUUUAUGUAGUUAUGUAAAUUCAUUAGCAAUUA
Molecule: messenger RNA, 2130 nt
Organism: Prosopis cineraria
Lineage: Eukaryota; Viridiplantae; Streptophyta; Magnoliopsida; Fabales; Fabaceae
Product: cation/calcium exchanger 2-like
Biological process (GO): transmembrane transport; monoatomic cation transport
Cellular component (GO): membrane
Molecular function (GO): monoatomic cation transmembrane transporter activity
Source: RefSeq, a predicted model, not a curated record